AGGGGAACCUGAGACCAUCCAUCUUCUCCCUCUCCAGUCUGUCGGAACAGAACGCCAAUGGUGGGAACAGCGCUGGAUUCAGGCAGACCGCAGGCGGUGGUGGCGAUCGACAGAGACAAAAGCAGCCAACAAGCCGUCAAGUGGACCGUCGACCACCUCCUUGUUAACAAUCACACGGUCGUCCUCCUCCAUGUUCGCCGGCCUUCCAUUAACAGCCACUAUGGGUUUGCUGUGGCGGAGACGACUGAAGAGGGCGCUAGAGAGCAGUUUGAGGCUGAGAUGAGCCAGCUUUUCCAACCUUACAGCACUUUCUGCUUCAAAAAAGGGGUGCAGGUGAAGGAGGUGGUGUUAGAAGACACAGACAUCUCCAAAGCAAUUGUAGACUACAUAGCUGCUAACAACAUCCAUAAUGUUGUUCUCGGUGCCUCCACCAGGAACGCUAUCACCAGAAAAUUUAGAAAUCCGGAUGUGCCUUCAAAUGUGGCCAAAUCAGCUCCAGAUUUCUGCACAGUGUAUGUGAUAUCCAAAGGGAAACAAGUAACAGUUCGAUCAGCAAAAAGCCACGCACCAACUAAUCCUACACCGCAGAGACAAACACCACUGGUUACUGUAGCGGGAAGCAAUUAUAAUGACUCCGAUGAUUCUGUCAAAACACCAUUUGUAAGAGGAAAUUGGAGAGGAAUGAUCCCACCACCACACAUUCCUGAGAGAUGCUCUUUUGAGAAAAUUGAGCUGACAAGACCUUCAACAAAAGAAAGAGCUCUGAAUCCAAUAAAGGCUUCACCAGGUCAUGCUUUGCAUGACAGUCUUGAUAUUCAUUAUUCCCAAUGGCCUUCACCUUCAACAUCAAGGGAAUCUUUAUCAGAGAAUUUUGAUGUUCAAGGAAAUCUGGGCUUCAAGGUCCCUAAUUUUAAUGAAUCUUUUGAGAUGACUAUGAAUAGCAUCACUGACAUAUCCUUAGCUACAACCACUGCAAAACGAGAUCUAGAGGCUGAGAUGAAAAGAUUGAAGCUUGAGCUGAAGCAAACCAUGGACAUGUAUAGCACAGCAUGCAAGGAAGCUAUCACAUCUAAACAAAUGGCAAAAGAGCUACAUGACAAAAAGAUGGAAGAAGCAAGAAAGGUGGAAGAAGCAAAGCAUGCAGAAGAAGCAGCAUUAGCUCUCGCUGAAAGGGAGAAGGCUAAAUGUAAGGCGGCCAUUGAAGCAGCUCAAGCAGCUCAAAGAAUUGCAGAAAUUGAGGCACAAAAAAGGUUACAUGCAGAGCUUAAGGCCAAGCGUGAAACUGAAGAGAAAAUGAAAGCACUAAAUGCGUUGGCUCAUAAGGAUCAACGCUACAGGAAGUACAACAUUGAUGAGAUUGAGCUUGCCACUGAAUACUUUUCAGAAGCACUUAAAAUUGGGGAAGGUGGAUAUGGACCAGUGUACAAAGCUUCAUUGGAUCAUACUCCAGUUGCCAUUAAAGUGCUGAGACCAAAUGCAACUCAAGGGAGGAAGCAAUUCCAACAAGAGGUUGAAGUAUUGAGUUGCAUAAGACAUCCAAACAUGGUCCUAUUACUAGGUGCUUGCCCGGAGUAUGGAUGCUUGGUAUAUGAGUUCAUGGACAAUGGAAGCUUAGAAGAUAGACUAUUUCAACGUGGAAACACCCCUUCCAUUCCCUGGCCAGUGAGAUUCAAGAUUGCAGCAGAGAUAGCCACUGCUUUGCUCUUCAUCCACCAAGCUAAGCCAGAGCCACUGGUUCAUAGAGACCUGAAACCAGCUAACAUACUCCUCGAUCAUAAUUAUACUAGCAAGAUCAGUGAUGUAGGCCUUUCAAGGCUUGUUCCUCCUUCAGUAGCUGAUAGUGUGACUCAGUAUAGAAUGACAUCAACUGCUGGAACCUUCUGUUACAUUGAUCCAGAAUAUCAGCAGACAGGAAUGCUUGGCACUAAGUCAGAUAUUUACUCGCUCGGGGUUCUCUUACUUCAGAUUAUUACGGCUAAAGGUCCAAUGGGGCUCACACAUGUUAUAGAAAGAGCAUUAGAAAGAGGAGCCUUGGCUGAUUUGCUUGAUCCAACGAUAACUGAUUGGCCAAUGGAAGAUGUUAUAAGGUUCACCAGGCUUGCCUUAAAAUGUUCUGAGUUGAGGAAGAAGGAUAGACCUGAUCUUGGAACUGUUAUAUUGCCAGAACUUAAUAGGUUGAGGAAUCUUGGUCAUGAAUAUCAAGUUAGAAGUAAUAUGAAUACCAAAAGUAGUAGUACUGAUGGUGGAAGUAUUACAGUUCAUCAAAGAGCAAAAUCUGAUUGUCAAUUAGGUUUACCAUUGAUUGAAAAGUAG
Molecule: messenger RNA, 2313 nt
Organism: Phalaenopsis equestris
Lineage: Eukaryota; Viridiplantae; Streptophyta; Magnoliopsida; Asparagales; Orchidaceae
Product: U-box domain-containing protein 52-like
Exons: 8
Coding region: 58-2313 (751 amino acids)
Biological process (GO): protein phosphorylation
Molecular function (GO): protein kinase activity; ATP binding
Source: RefSeq, a predicted model, not a curated record